Molecule: messenger RNA, 7383 nt
Organism: Lytechinus variegatus (green sea urchin)
Lineage: Eukaryota; Metazoa; Echinodermata; Echinoidea; Temnopleuroida; Toxopneustidae
Product: mucin-3A-like
Exons: 20
Coding region: 126-6836 (2236 amino acids)
Source: RefSeq, a predicted model, not a curated record
AGCAGUUUCAUCUUACGAACAGCGAAACUGAUCUUCGGCGAUUUAAUAAGAAAGUGCAAUUAAUGAAAGAAGUUCGGAAACAAUACCAGGGGAUCUAAUAUUAUUUUUACCGUAUUUAAUCAACCAUGUCAACCAUGAGGAACUUGCUGUGUAUUUUGUUAUUUGUAACAACUGGUCUUUUGGAGUUUUGCAGAUCACAAUGCACGAAGCCGAGUAAUUUGGAUCCAUUCUUGUCUGUGCCUGAUGGUCCAUAUUACGAGGGUCAAUUUAUACAAAUCUCUUGCCGUAUGGGAACCCUGUCGGGAGCUACUUUCACUGUUUGUAGUGGAGGAUCAUUUACUAACUCAUUAGAAGACAUCACGUGUGAUCUUGGCUGCGAGUCACCUAAAACGGGACAGGAAUCACUUAGUGUCGUCGGGGGAGAUACGGCACCCUACGCACAUCACACUGUUGUAAUGGUUCAAUGUGCUACUGGCUACUUGGAGCCUCUGGAAGGUCCAGCUUCAUCAACAUGUAAUAAUGGAACUUGGGAGCCAGAUCUUAGCCAGACAAAAUGCCAAGCUCCAUGUUUAGCACCUACUGGGACUUUUCAAGAAGGUAACACAUCACUACACGGUUCAAUAACCAACCUUACCUGCAUGCUCAACGGAGACUCUGCAUUGCUCGAAUGCAACGACGGAGUUUUCUCUGAUCCUACUUUCAGAUGUCCAGUUUGUUCGAGACCAGACGAUAUAGACACUAAUAUCGUUCUGAAUUCAGGUGUAGAUACAUUCUAUAAUGGUGAAUUUGUUAGUAUCAACUGCGCAGAAGGUUCAACGAGGAGUGGGAGUGCACCAUUCACAUUCUGUUCCGCAUCCGACAGUUCGUUUCAGACCACUUUAUCUGCUACAACAUGCAACUUGGAUUGUUAUGACCCUGCCUUAAACCAAACAACAUUGCUAUCUACUGGUGAUGUGUACACUCACCAUUCGACUGCUUCGCUAUCCUGUGCCGAAGGAUACGGAAACCUACAGGGCGCCAAUCAACUAACAUGUAACAAUGGAACAUGGGAUCCAAGCCCAAGCUCAACUUCAUGUGAUGUUUAUUGUCUGUCGCCACCAAAUGCGGACCCAGAAGGAUCAUAUGCUCCGGGUGAUAGCGUGGAAUUUACUUGCCAAUACGAUAACUCGAUGUCGCUCCUACUCACAUGCAAUGGGGAAGCAGGACAAUGGGACCAGAAUCUAGAAUGCCCUGAUCCACCAACAACAAUGGAAAUCGGAACAACAGAGACGACAACAGAUUAUUUACAAACGGAAACUGACAUGCUUAUAACUAGUACAGCAGAUAUAUACAACACCGAGCUGACCACCGAGAUGCAAGAAACUAUGGAAGGGCAUACUUCCGAAUCUGAAACAGCUACAAUAGGGAAAACUGACAUUACUGGUGAUUUUAAGACAGACACAACUUCAACACCAUCGACGGAUUUUCCGACAGCAACCAUUUACCAGGGAACAGAAGACGCGACUGCAGUAGUUUUAACGGACGUUACCACGACUGGAGGUUCUGUUGUUGACGUAACAGAAAUUCCGUUUGCUACCACUUUAAAAAAUUCAUUUUCUUCCGAACAAAUCACUGAAUUAGAUGUCUCAACUAGAACGGUAGAAACGACAGACAUGUCUUCAGAAGUGUUGACGGACUUUACCGUUAGCGAAGGAUUAACAGAGGACGCAACGAGUGUUCCAACUUUAAUGACUAAACUUAUCACUGAACAAACAACUCGACAAGAUGUAUCAUCUAGAACGAUUGCCAUGACAGACCCAUCAACAGAAGGCAUAACUGACUUUUCUGCUUCUCUAGGAUUUACGGAGGAAGUAACGGACAUUUCAACAGCAACCGAACCAUCUACUGAGCUCAAUGCCUCUACAGGAACUUUAGGUGUAACAUACAUAUCUACAGGUGUCACAUCGGACGCAAGGCCUACCACUAUCCCUACAGAGCUUACAGAUGAAAUAACGAAUACAUUGAUACCAACGACUGAAAUAGUAAAUGUACAAACCACCGGACAAGAAUUCUCUACAAGAAUGACACCAAUGACAGACAUGACCACGGAAGUCGUGACAGACGUUACUGUUACUGAAGGUUUAACGCCAACAAAUGAAAUUUCCACAGGUCGAACCACAGAACUGGGAGUCUCUACGGGAACAACACGUAUGACAGACAUGACAACGGAAGUCAUGACGGACGUUACUGCUACUCAAGGAUUAACGCCAACAACUGGGUUGUAUAAAGAGCAAACCACUGAAUUGGAAGUCCUUACGGGAACAACUGGUUUGACAGACUUAUCUACGGAAGUCAUGACGGACGCUACUUUUACUGAAGGAUUCAGCGCAACGACUGGAGUUUUCACAGGUCGAACCACUGAACUGGGUAUCUCUACCGGAACAACAGGUAUGGCAUAUUCCUCACAAUAUUCCUCUUACAUUACUGAAAUCGUAGAUUUUACCGGCGAGACAGACCAAACUGAACCACAUCAGAGUACGGACUUGACGGAGGAGACAACGACUGAAUCCAUGAUUCAAACUAAAGGCGUAACUCCCGAAAGCAUACUUACCGAUAUUAUUACUGAAAUGCAAACCGAAAUGCCAACGGAAUUUCAAAAAGAUGGUCUAACGACGAAUAUAGAGAUCGUCAUAACUACCGACCUUUUUAGAGAUCCGGUUACAGACUCUGAUACGGAAUUAACGACAGAUAUGAAAGAUCUACUGACCACUCAUUUUACAAUUACUCCUGAAAAGGGAACUAAGCAAACUGUUGAAGUGACAGCCCAACCUACAAAAUCAUACACUGAUAUGACGGAAGAAAUGAUAACUGAAUUGUCAACUGAUGGUACUGCGACUCCGAAACCCACUCUUCAAAACACAGACCAUAGUACUGGAACGGUUGCAGAUGUGAUCGUAACAGAAAAGAUCACCGGAUUGCUUAUAACUACAGACCUUACGGGUGAAUCCUCUACCGAUAAUCCUAAGACAGUUCAAACUACAGACUCGACGAAAGAACCUAUUUUAGAUAUGACGACAGGAACAUUGACUCGUCUAAUUACACAAACUGUUACUGAUUUCUCUACACGAACUAAUCAAGUAACGGGACUUGCUACACAAGAAAUUACUCAAGCUUUUCCAGUUACCGACUUAACACAUGAAUUGACACAAACAUUUCAACCAACGGAUCUAUUUACAGAAAAAGGGACACAAACACUUCAAGUAACGGAUUUUCCUACAAAUGAAUUGAUACAUACUGUUCAGAAUACGAAUAUACCUACAGAGGAUAUCAAACGCACUAUUCAAGUUUCGGAUUCACCUACACAUGUAGUUACACAAACUAUUGAAGUUACGGACUUACCUACACAUGUAGUUACACAAACUCAUCAAGUGACGGAUUCUCUUACAGAUGUAGUUACACAAACUAUUCAAGUUACGGGUUCACCCACACAUGUAGUUACAAAAACUGCUCAAGUGACGGAUUCACCUACACAUGCAGUUACACAAACUAUUCAGGUUACGGACUUACCCACACAUGUAGUUACACAAACUGCUCAAGUGACGGAUUCACCUACAGAUGUAGUUACACAAACUGUUCAAGUUACGGAUUUCCUAACAAAUGAAUUGACAAAAACUGUUCAAGUUACAGAUUCAUCUUCACAGAAAAGUACAUUCAUUACGACCGAACAGAAGACUUCACUCCCAACUGACAUAGUAACUGUAACCGAUGAUACUAGAACUAAUACUACACUUAUUUUCACGGAUUCAGGAACUGGGCAAACCCAAUCUAGUUCUGUUCUGAUCACAGAUCAAACGACUGAAAUAACUCCACAUCCAACAACUCCACAAGAGACAGGGCUCACAUCGGCUAUAAAGACAAUGGAGCCAACUGAAAGAAGAACGACUAGCCCGAUCGAGGAAGGUUCCACUGUUCUUGAAGGCACUUGGGUCAUCACAGGAAUCAAUGGUACGGAGGCAAAUUUCACGGAAGAUCUAAAUGAUCCAAACAGCGAGGCAUACAGAAAUUUGGCGGAAGCUUUAGAAAUGGCGAUCAGAGACCUGCUUGUCGAACAGCUUGGUCAGACUUCCCUUAUUGAGGUACGUAUAGAUGGGUUUUCUGCUGGAAGCAUCGUAGUUGACUUUACACUGAUCUUUAACACAAACUUCACCGGAAACGCGUCAGUGCUACAAGAUCUUAUUGUCGAAGCAGUAACUGCAGAUGAUGGUUUUGUUAACGGUACUCUAAGUCCAACUGUUUUGAGACUAAUCGCCGAACUUAUAAGCGUCAUUGAUGUAACAUCAUUGACGGGAACUACCAUUGCGACAACAGAAGGUUCCAUUUUUUCAACAUCAACCGAUGUGGCUUCAGAAGCUACCACUGACCUGACCGAUACGGUGACCAAGGUAACGACAUCAGUUCUCACUACAGAAAAUCCAACAGACACAGAAUUGAUUACGACCGACAAACUGACAGGAUCAGUAGCCUCGACACGCUCAACGCCCUUAACAGAUAUUACUACCGAUCUAACUACUGAUGUCCCCUCCAGUCCACAGACAAUGUCAACUGCUGAAACAGAGCUAACAACAACCAUCGACAGCUCAGGAAUCGAUAAGACGCUAUCCACAGAUUCGACUUCCGAACUGAAUACAGAUACUCAAGAGACAACGCCAACUAUUGGCACUGUACAAGAUUCAGCAACCAUCAGCACGGGAACAUUACAGGUAGUGACCACCACGAGCAAUGGCCAAUCCACACUGACAGAUGAAACGUACUCUACUGACAUAAGAACUGACCCUAUUUCGGACUCGACAUCCACGUCAGAGACAAUGUCAUCUCUUACCACAAGUCAAACUGGUAAUACCAUCAUUGCAGCUACCAACCAGGAAACCACCGUUUUAACUACAUAUAUGACAUUGUCUACUGAUUUAACAACUGAUCUUACAACGGAUUCAACCAUCACUUCGCAGACAACGCUACCUCAUACAUCAGAGCCAGUUACAUCCCACAUCAUCACAGGGACAGAAACGGUAACGUCAAGUUCGACCCUCGAAAGUUCCACGAUGACAGGGACGCCCUCUAUGGAUUCAACGACUGUCCUUACGACGGAACAACACUCCACUCCCCAAACGAUGUCUACUCACGCCACGGAGUCGGUUACAACCACUAUCAACACUGGACCAGAAACGGUUACGGCAAGUACGACCGACGAAAGUUCCACGUUGACAGAUGGACGUGCCUCUACGGAUUCGACAGUUGAUCUUACGACAGUUGCAGUCUCAACCCCAUCGACAAUGCCAACUCCUGUCACAAGUGCAAAUACCUACACUACCGAGGGAGCUGACAAAACAACCGACGGAAUGGACCGAACCACAUCCGAAGAUUUGACGACCUUACGACCAACGUCGAGUGUUCAAACGACAGGCCCGCAAACUACCAAAGCUUCUACGCAGCCAACGGAGAGGAGAGCAACUACAAAACCAGCUACAACAUCCAGGGCAGAGCCGUGUGGAAACAAUACAUGCGGAGCCGAAGAGUUCUGCUCAUCCAUCGGAUCAGCUUGCGAAUGCCUUCCUGGAAAAAUACGACGAGACAAUGGACAGUGCAGUGAUGGAUGCAACAACACAUGUAACUUUGACACAGAACUCUGUGAAGGAACCGAAUGCGCAUGCAGGCCAGGGAGAAGAAGGGACACAGCUGGAAAUUGCGAAAAUUUCUUAGAGUAUUCGGUUUCGUGGACCAUCAUCCAGGUCAACAGUUCUGAAGCUAACUUUACAGAUAAUCUUAACGAUCCGACCAGUGAGGCGUACCAAACGCUUGCCGAAGCCGUCUCUAACGCGAUACGUGAGCUUCUUUUAGAAAGGCUGAGCGAUCAGAUAGGUGAAGGAACCCUCAUUGAAGUACAGAUAAAUGGCUUUCGGGAAGGCAGCAUCGUUGCUGAUUUCACCAUUGCAUUUACUUCUGCUUUGCUGUCUAAGCAAGGGGAUAACCUCCAAAGUGAAAUGUAUAACCAAAUAAAAAAUGAAAAUCACUUUGCCAACGACACGUCUACAGCUACAUCACUGCUGAUGCUUCAGAGUGCGAGUGGUUUAGUGGUAACAGAAUUGAACGAUGGGGAGUGUACUGAUACGAGUUGUGACGAGAACGCCCUCUGUGUUAUCGUGUCGAAAACCGAGAACCCGGAUGGGUUCGUGUGCGAAUGCACUGAUGGAUUCACCAAUGUGCUCCAAGGGGAUUCAACAAGUAUCCUCGACUGCAGAGAGGACACUGGGACUACUGAACAACCGUCAUCCGGCUUAGCACCCUGGGAGGCAGUCAUCAUUGCGCUCAGCACAUGCGCAGUAGCAGCAUUACUUUCCUUCUUCUGCUGUCUUGCUUACAUGAUAAUGGUCCAACGGAGACGAUAUUACAAGCAGCGGUUCCAGGACGACCUUCGUCCCGAUCCUCUACGUAAAGAGCGUGGAUAUUCAAACGAUGAUAUCAUUCUACGUAAUGGGAAUUACUACGAUGCUGGAUUGUACGCUGAAGAACGAGGCGCUGAUGGACCCAUGUUCUUUGCUAAAGUCUUCGAUGGGUCAGAAUCGCUUGGAUCCAGUGUUGACUCGGCACUCGACCCCGAAAUCGAGAGAUACGGACACUCCCUCAUGAGGAUGAGACAGCCACCGGGGCGCGGUCCAAACAUUCUGCCUGAGACUGCGUUAGUGCCCAUCUCUAGCCAUCGCAGGUCGACUGAUAGAAGGGCAAAUGAGGGUCCAGAAUUCUCACCUGAUUUAUUGGUCAAGGAACCUGGUAUUAUCUUCAACGACUUGGCUAUGCAUUAAACCUGGGACUCCCGUAAUCGUGGAAUACAAGACAGUUUGAAGAUCCCACCAUGAGCUGAUGGUGAAACAAAUCAAAUCGACAUAACUAGUUUCAUUACAGAAUUUGUUUCAUCAUCUCCUAUUUAUUAUUAUUUUUUACGAUGGUUUUAUCACAAAUAAUCAAGACGAAGUGUAAACAGUAAUUGUAGCUUUAGCAGAUUAAACAUUACGUUGCAAAAAAAAGAAAGAAGAUUCUGUGUUAUCAAUAGAGAUGGUAGGGAGUUUUUGUUACUACAACGGGAGCUAGUAAACACGGUAAAUGUAUUAAAAGUGCCCGUCAGAGAACAAACAAAAGAACACCUAGGGUUCUUUGUCAAACAUUGGUAAACUGGAACACCAGUUUCACUCUGAAUGUCGGAGCUGACGCGAAAUUGUGAAUACGUCAUGAAUAUGUCAUUAAUCCAGAAAGUCUAGAAAGAAACUUGCAAUUUGAUUCACCAAUUUUUUAGAAAGAUUUGUCACUUAUGCUUUUUCAUUAAGGACAUUUUGAUAUUAAGUUAUGUUCUUG